Messenger RNA from Arabidopsis lyrata subsp. lyrata, 1116 nucleotides. RefSeq lists its product as uncharacterized. Bases 1 to 1116 code for a protein of 371 amino acids. NCBI's taxonomy places the organism in Eukaryota, Viridiplantae, Streptophyta, Magnoliopsida, Brassicales, Brassicaceae. The transcript is spliced from 3 exons. The record is from RefSeq and is a predicted model, not a curated record.
AUGUCUCUGCUUUUCGGCCUAGUUGCAAAACAUUAUGUUGAAGAAGGUGACACAACACGUUUAUGCUCAUAUCCACUACAAACCCCGUACAUGUUGGUCAACUAUAGUUUUGAACAAGACGAAUCUACAAAUGAAGAAGAAAAUAUGUUUGUAAGUUACAAUUUAUUCAAUCUAAGAAGUGAAAAAAUCAUCAAGAUUACAGGCAAGAAAUUUCCAAAAGUGUUGUACCAAAGGUUUAUCCUCCUUGGAACCUCCCGUGGCUGGGCAGUUUUUAUGGGUAUGAAUGAUUCCACCAUAUAUCUCAGCGACAUAUUUAAUCCUUGGUCCUCAAAGUCAUCCCCCAAAACCAUUUCUCUACCUCCAUUGGCGUUUCCUAAUUUUGAAAUGACCAUAAACGUUUCAUUGUCUACUCCUUUUCCCGACCACGACAAUAACUCUAUAGUGAGUAUUACCUUCUGUGGAUCUAAACUUAGUUAUUGUAUGCCUAAUCGAGAUUUAGAGUGGACCACCAUUAACAUUCCAUUCUCCAGCGAUAUCGACUCACAUGUUGUUUAUUCUCGGAAAGACCAAAUGUUCUACCUCCUUAGUACAGGAUGUGCCUACAUGGUUACCUUGGAUCUUAAAAACAAUAAGAACCCUACAUUCAUGCAGUUACAGUUUGAGAAUUUCCCUUUGAUACCACAACACGAGUGGGAGAUAUUAUCUUCAUGUUCACGGAGUGACUAUAUGAUGGAGACUUCUUCUGGCGAACGUUUCAUUAUUCAUUGGUAUGUGACGUAUGUGGAGCCAACGCGCAAUGGGAACAGAACUAAAAUAUAUGGAAAAACUAAGCGAUUCAUGGUGUUUAGGAUAGAAAAAGAUGAUAAAUAUAAAGGAAGAAGAAUGAUCGCUAGCUACACAGACAAUAUUGGAGAUCUUUGCAUUUUCAUUGGCGAGAAUGAGAUAUUCUGUUUAGAGGCAUGCAAGUAUCCUGGACUCAAGCCUAAUUCGAUAUAUUAUGUUAGUUAUGGCUUUGGUGUGUACGAUAUCAGUAAUAGAAGCGCCCGCGAAUAUAAGUUAAAUGAUUUUCCUACAUUUUGCGGAAAUGCUUGUUUUUUGUCUCCUCUUCUCCAUUAG